Chelonia mydas (Green sea turtle) is the source of this 10362-nucleotide messenger RNA. Its product is annotated as CD276 antigen. The record is from RefSeq and is a predicted model, not a curated record. The transcript is spliced from 4 exons. Bases 6102 to 7283 code for a protein of 393 amino acids. Lineage: Eukaryota; Metazoa; Chordata; Testudines; Cheloniidae.
GUAACCUCAACAGGGAUUCCUUGAAAUACAGCCAGCUCUCCUGGACUCCUUUCCCCUUCAUGUUAGUCCCCCAGGGGAUCCUACCCAUCCGCUCCCUGAGGGAGUCGAAGUCUGCUUUCCUGAGAAGACAAGGCUCAGAAACGAGCAGGCCAACAAAGUUCCCCUGAGCUCGCUGGCCCACACCAAACUCUUCCCCCCCCUCAACCUCCUGGGGACUGUUCCCCACCACCGGCCUCUGCGUGUUGCACCAGUGGGGACGGGGCCAGGUCUGGGCAGCAACCUGGGGUAUUUUGGUGCAUUCCAGUUUCAUGACAGCAUGAAACCCACCAGAAACCCAGCAUGAAACCAGAAACCAGGAACCUGAAACCCACCAGAGACGGGGGCGGGGGAGGGUUGUUCAAGCCGGCGCGGUUGCGACGCUUCUCUCCAGGGUCGCGUUCUCGGAGCUGGCACUUAAAAAUGCCUCCACCCUCCCCCAAAACCCCAGCACUCGAGGUAAUUCUCCCACAUUUCGGCUAGGACGUUCGCCCUCUGGCUCUGCCUGCCAGCUCGUGGCUCCCCGCCCCGGACGGGCCCUCCUCCAGUCCAUCCCCAGGACCUUUGCCUACGAGCCACAGAUCCCCCCCUUCCCAUUGAGCCUAAUGUAGAUCAGAGCCACCCCCGCCCACAAGUGGGCUGACCUCCUUUCCCCACAGCCCCACGCCUUACUUUGCUCCACGGUGCCCGGGCAACCGUGAAGAUGGUUUCCCGUGGUUCCAGUCUAGCCUUUUCCAGCGCACCUGGCCAGGGAUGGGUGGGAGGGACAGAGGGGUGCCUGGCCCAUAUGGGGAGAGCAGUGUCACCCAGCCCUCUCCUCCACCACUGACUCCCCCAUCCCAUCCUGGGCUCCCUCUCCUUCCCCUUUUCCCCAGCAAACUAACCCCACUGGCAGCAACAGCGGCUCCUGCCAUGGCACCUACCAGGCUGGUCCAAAUGGGGGCUGGAGCCGCUGACCGCGGAAGGCGGGUGGACCCUGUGGGGCUCAGGACGCUGCUGUCCUGGAUUUGCUCCAUGCUUGUCAAAUGGUUUGCAGGGCUCUAAGCAGGGUCUGAAUGAGCUCCCCGACAUCUAGCGAUGAGCUGGGGCCAAAACCUUGAGGACCAGGCCUUGUUUGCUCAGGCACGCCCACUCUGCCACAAAUCACACUAGUAUUGAGGGCACCGGUAAUGAAAUGUUGUUAUCCCGGUUGUGUGCCCAAAGGGGUGGCAGAACUGUGCUUCGCACGCCCUGAUCGAGGGCUUUCGCCCUCGACGAACGUGCACUGGCUAAGGCUGUGGGCUUAGUGGCAUAGACAUUUUUUGAUCCUCCCUUUCUGCACUGUUUAAAGACAGAGCUGAUUAGACUUGGCUGAGAGUCUUGGGGUUUGUGGCGGGUGAUGGCUAGAGCUGAAAUCACUGAUAACCAGGGCGAAGCAUUAAGCCUUAUACCCAGGGCUGGUUUUAGGGGUGGGUAGGUUGGGUGACUGCCCAGGGGUGCCCCUCCUUGUUCUGCUGCCAUCUGCAGCCCCCACCCCACCCCCUCGGCCAAGCUGCUCCCAGGAGCUUCCUGUCUGCUGUGCAGAGGGUUGCGGGGGCUGAUUUCAGGCUGUUCUCUCCACCCCUGCCUAUGUACCCUGUCUCUGCUGAGCUGGGGUGCGGAACAGGAGUCUGUGCUUGGUACUUAUUACUUGGUACUUCCUGUUGAAAUGCGGAAUGUACAUGUAUUCUCUGGAAUUUUAUUCUUUCAAACUUCGUUAAGGAUUGCAGUGCUGUUAUUUUCGGGUUUUGACUGGUCUGUGCAUUUCAUAAUUAUAUUUCCCCCUAAUGCUGAAAUUUAAUUCUUUGAGUAGCGAGUUCUAAAAUGCCUAACCUGUCCUGGCUGGCGUAAUUAUCAUUAUUACUGUUAUUACCAUCUUGUGCUUUGUCAUUCCUUAUUUAAAACAGUACAAUCAAAUAAUAGUAUCCUUCUAGAAUGUAACUUUGCUAAGGUGAGUACAAGCUAGUGCCAGUUUAAAAAACAUUUGCUAAAAACAUAACUUUAGAUACUGGGCAGAUGAAGGUCACUUAUUUUCAAAUUGUAUUUUUAGUUAUAUCUGUAAAAUAACACGUGUAUGGAAAAUCAGUGAAAUUCCCGGUAUGGUACUAAAAGCAAUGAUGGAGUCCAAUGUUAGGGAGUCACGUACAUGAUUGUGCUCGGGAAACAUAAAUGCCAGAAUAAUUAGAAAAAUAAAUUCCCGUUUUUAAUAAACCCUUAAUCAUGUAUGUUAAAAUUAAGUAUGUUUUAGUGGGGUGAAAAACAAUUGACUAAGAUAAUGGUAGUAACACAGAGUGUGUCUGUUAGAGAAAGUAAACAGAUUUUAAUCAGAUUUAUUUAUUUGUAUUUAUCUCUGCUAAAGAUAGUGUAUAAAGCAGCGAUUUUCAAAUGUGACCACCAUGGCCGCAUGUGGCCACCAGGGGCUUUUCUUGUGGUCACAGUGUCCGGGGGGGCAAAGCAGCCACCCCUCCCCUUCCCUGUUGCUCCUGGAUGCGCCAUCUUGAUGUUGGCCGCUGGGGCUGCCAGCCGGGGUUGGGCCCUGCCGCUGCCCCCCUCUGGAAACACCUGGGGCACAACACUGGAGGAGAAGGCAGACUGUGAAUUUCCUGCUUUCCCGGGGGUGGUGGGGCUUGGGCUUCAGCCCUGGGAUUGUGGGGUGGCAGGCUCUGGCCACAGGGCUUUGGACUAUGGCCCCGGGGCUUCAAGCCCCUUCUGGGGGCCCCAUCCCCCGGGCUUCAGGCUCUGGCUCCCUGCUGCCUCCCCCACCUCUCAUCGCCCCUGGUCCCUGCUGCCUAACCAUCGACCUCCCCAUCCAGGGCUUAAUUUGUCCCCAGGCUUCCCAAGGCUGAGUUAGUCUGCUGUGAAAAGUGAUACCUGUAUGUUUGUUAAUAUCACUUUUCACAGCAGCAGACUUCCUAGCUAGCAAUAAUUAAAUUACAAUGAUUUUGAUGUGCGUAUGUAUUAAUUAGGGGAAAUUAUCAGAGCGACCAGCAGCCGCACUCUGAGGCCACCAAAAAAUUUGUCAUGAGACCCUCUGGUACAAAGUAUCAAACGUGUGUUUCUGAUAUCAGUGUUAAAGCACCAGACCUGAUACCUCAAGGUUUGGGAUUGGGAACAUUUUGCUGUAUUAUCUCCUGAUUGUUCUAAAUUUAAAUAGAAACUUUAAACGAGGCUUUAAUUGGUGUUUGUAUAUAUUUUUUUCUUUCUCUAUAUAACAAUUAGAUACAGAGCUCCUGUCAGCUAAUUCCUAAGUUGUUAUCUGCAAAAGCCCCUAGAGUCUUCAAGCGCCUAAGCAGUCCCUGGAAUCAUGGUUAAAGUUUCCUUCCACUCCUGAAAAUCUGAAAUGGCGCCCUGGUGAGCCAGGCCAGAGGGCUGCAGGAGGGCCGUGGGCUCUGGCAAAAUGCAGCCCCCACGUGACAGCGUGAAGCCUUGAGCCACAUGCCGAGCACCAGGCAUCACAAGCCACAGCAGCAGUGCAGACGUGAGGGUGGCAAUACACCAUAUGCCAGGCCCCCCUUACAUCUGCGCUGCUGCUGGCAGCGAUGUCUUCAGAGCUGGGCGCCCGGCCAGCACCCACGGGUAUCAGGCCGCGCUGCCAGUGCUUAAUUUGUGCCAGGGCUGAGCUCUGGCAUCUCUUUCAAUACAAAUUAAGCACUGGGGGUAGGCAGUGGGGCCCAGAGGUGAUGGGGGAAUGGGGAGCCCAUGGGAGCCAGGGAGGGGUAAUGGGGGCGGGCGUCAAAAUACAAGUUCACCCAGGGCACCAUUUUCCCGAAGGCCGACCUUGCUUACCCCUGCUGUGGUACAAUAGUCCUGUGGAAGAAUCUGCCCUAGCCAUGAGGUUCCCUCACUAGCCACUGAAAUCCCAGAGAGCCGGGGGGAGCCUCAAGGCACCGAGAGGCAGGUGGCAGCAGAAACUGAUGGAGCAGGGCCAUCGCCGGCACGGCAGACGGCGGCGCAGUGGUGACAGCAAAGGAGGCGCUGCUCCACGUUCCCCUCCGGUGGGAGAUGAACUCACGUGAACGCACCUCUGACCUGGUCUGACCUGGUCUUCGCGGACCCAGGGCAGCAGCGGUGAGUGGGGUGCGGCAGGGGGGAAGUGGGAGCAGGGUGUUAAAGGGGCAUUUGUCCAUCAGACUUUCACGCUGCGCGGUGAGAAAUUGAGGCCAAGGACGCUGUACUCGGAGGCAGGGGUUUUUGCUGAGCACUGAUUCAGGGUGUCGAGAAUCUGGGGCUGGUGUGUAUUUCCCCAGAUUACUGGCUGGGGGCUCGAGCCGGCUCUGCGCUGGGUUGUUAAGAGGGACCCCUGGGUAUGGAACCCCGCCCUUGUUGCUGCCGACUCCACAUGGCAGCAGGGUUCAGUUACCACAGGAUACGCUGUGGUCACAGGCCGUUUAGCCCCCCAUCCAUUGACGGGUCUGACAGCUCCACGGUGAGAAGCAGCAAGUCCCUCAGAGGCUGCCUGUGCGGGUGGGUCGAGGACGAAAGCAAACUGCAGGUGAUUCUGUAUUUGUUUCGCUUCCACCCUGGUUACAGGAAAUUGGUUACACAGUCUUAGAAGCAGCAGAGGUUUCAGUAAAUUUGUCCCGAGGCCAGAUCCUCGUGACAGAGCUGGGCUGAUGGAAACUCCUCGGUCACAUGCAGGCAUGAUGCAGUGUUUGGAGACAUCUGCAAACCCCCGUGCUUCCCCCAUCGCAAUGGGCUCAUUGGGAAUUCCCUUAGCUCAGGGAUUUAAAAACCCAACAAGGAGCGACUGAUAUUCAGAGCAGGCUUCAGGAGGCCACACUGCCUGUGCCCGUCCCCCAUUUCCUGACUGCGACUCUCUCUGGGCUCUCUGUCUGCCAGGAUCCAGCUGGGCUGCGCCGGGCAAAUCUGAGUCUCUACAGCGUGUAAUGUGCCCUGGCCUUUGUUCCCCAAUUUUCCUGUUCCUUGUGUGGGGGGCUCAUUGGGGUGAGUAUCUCACUUGCUAGCCCCUGCUGUCCUGUCCUGCCCUGUUUACAAACCACGGAGAGUUUCCCAAGCUCUCUUGUAGCUCCCGAGCUCGGCUUCGGGGCAGACACUCUAGUGCCCAACAGUGGGGGAAGUGGUGUUAUUGAACACUAACAGGAAACUGAGUUGAUAUUCGUUCAGCUCUCUAAAACCAUUUUGAUUAAGAAACCUCCUCUUAAUCACACCCUGCCCAUUUGGUGCUAGAGGGUCAUGACUUGAUGGUGAUAUUGAGUGUUUCACGAAAAGCCCAGCUCUUGCUGACUCUGAAUUACAGAAGAAUUAUUUGGUUAAAAACUAAGAUUUCCGCCCCCACGUUUGUGGAGAAAAGCUUGGAAACCCAAGCAGGCCGGGAUGUGGAUUUUUGUUGCCAAGAAAAACGUCAGUAGAAAAGUUUGGGGUUUUGCUGAAAUUUUUCCUCAGAAUUUUUGGGGCAUUUUCAUUGAAAACCCUGAAAACUAGAAAACUGAAAAUAUUUUUGCUUGUGACUGAAAUUUGGGGGAUUUUGGCUGCCCAAAACCAUUCAGCUGUUGGGGACGGGGUGGGGACGUGUUCAUUUAAACCUCAGAAGCCAUUUUUUGUUUGAAAACAACAUUUCAGACCAAACUUACGACCCACUCUAGUGCAAACCCGACCUGGGUGCAACCCGCGGCUCAGAAGGCCAAUGAGCAGAACAGCAAGUGUAUUAUCAGUUACAAUCGCCUGAUUUUUAAGCUGAGCUCAUGACUUUUGGGGGCCUGAAUCAUGAGGGUUUGGGGCAGGUGAUACGGAACUCACUGGGCCCCCCAGUGUUCAAACUUCUCCCCAGCCUUUCUGUUUCGGUGUCAGUCAUGUCCAUGCUAGGGGAGAGAGCAUCAUGGAGAUCCUUUUCUCGUCCCUCCACCAAUUUGCCCCACUGCCAUAUAGGGAGAUGGCAGGAGAUCAAGCUCUGGAGCCUGUCGAGCCUUCAGCCUCUGCUGCUAAGUAAAGGGCCAGUUGGGAGGGUGGUUUCCUUGGCGUGGACAUGUGAGCCACUAACUGACCUAAUGGCUGACAUGUGAAAGGCUCCAUGUCCUGGUCCCUUGAGCAUGUCAGCCCAUGUCCCCUUUCAUCUCUUCCUGCCCCAAAGCUCCCACCCCAUUUUGGCGCUAACCCCCUGGGGUUACAGAGGUCCCAGGGCAGGGGGAGGCUGGGCAGUGGCCAGGAUCUCUGUCCCUGACUCUGUUUCCCUUUCAGGGCUCAUCACAGCCGAGUCGCCCAUCACUGCUCAGUUCGGGAGGGACGUCACCCUGAGCUGCCUCUUCCAGUCCCAGCCUGGGAUGAACCUCCAGCACCUGACCCUCACCUGGCAGAAGGAGUGGGUGGGAACAGAGGACCUGGUGGUUCAUAGUCACUAUUAUGGGAAGGACCAGCUGGUGAAACAGGACGAGGCUUAUAGGAACCGGACCUGGCUAGAUCCAGAGGGGCUGGCCCGGGGGAACGCGUCCCUGAUGCUGAGGGGCGUCCGCACGCAGGAUGAGGGUGUCUAUCACUGCCACGUCACCUCGGAGCAGGGGACAACUUCGGAGACGAGGCAGGUUACAGUGAUGGCACCCUACAGUGAGCCUCAUCUGACCCUUGACCCCUCGUUUCGGCUCGACCACACUCUUUUGACCUUCAGCUCAGGGGGCGGGUACCCCCGAGCAAGUGUGGUGUGGAGGAACAGGAUGGGAACCAACCUGACAGAGCUCAGCAGUACUACAGAGUCCGUGGACGCCCAGGGCCUUUACACCCUGCGCAGCGAGCUGGUCGUGCCCGUGGGGCAGAGCUCCAACCUCACCGUGUUCCUGGUGACAGCACACGGACGGGAGACCCCCGUGCAGCACGUCACAGUGGCAGAAGGACCCGGGCAGAGAUGCAGCCAUGUCUGGCUGCUGGUGGCCUGUCUGGGUGCCGUGACCCUGUCCGUGAUAGUGGCUGCAGGGAUCCUUCGCCCUCCCAGCCGUGGGACUUGUGGACGCUGCUCAGAGAGUCGCUUCGCCGGGACGAGGGAUGUGGAGGAUCCUUCACCCCAGGGCCAGCUGGGCCCUGGCACCUGCCCAGCCAUGGGUACACCCAGCACCGCUCUCAGGGCUGAUCUUCUGGCGGCUCCCUCUGGCCUCCCUUCAUGCCAAGACUCUGUAGGUGGAAGCCAGGGGUCUCUAGACCCAACAGCCGCACUUUAUAGCAAGGACAGCGCAGUUCAAUGGUCAGCACGGAGCCACUGCACCAGGGCUUGCUUUUGUCCCUGACCCCUGUGACGGGAGAGCUCCCUGCCCGGCGGGGACUGACCCAUGUCACUACAACAGGGCUCAUACACUGCGGCCCCCACAGGGGAACCUAACCCCGCCCAUGCAGGGCAGCUCUUUGUCCCCCUCUAAUCACUGCCCCACAUCAGAACGUUUAGUGAGACCCCUGCGGGGCUAGGGCCAAAGGCUCAAAGGUAUUUAUACAGCCAGUCCACCCCCCCAUGCAGAGGUGGGACCACGUAACCCUAGAGCUGCCCUGACAGGGGUUUGUCCAGCCUGGGCUUAGAAACCUCCAGUGGCAGGGAUCCCACGACCUCCCUUGGACACAGAGUCCAGAGCUGAACUCCCUUGGGAGCUAGCAAGUGGUUCCUGAUCUCUACCCUUACUCUCCCUGGCUGCAGGUUAAGCCCAGUGCUGCAUCUCCUGCCUCCAGUGGAAAUGGAGAACAAUUUAUCACGGGGGGCAGGAGGGAGACCAAGGGAUUGGGGCGGGUAGGAGGUGGACUGGGGAGUAUAAAGUAGUAAGGAUGGGAUGGAGAGCAAUAGGAUGGCAGCUCCCCCACCCCAGGCUUAGCGGAAGGACAUGACUCCCAAACUGCCCCCGAGCUGUCCCCAGAAACUCUGUGUGUGUUCGGUUCCUGGCUGGAGCACCCCCAACCCUCCUACACGGGGCGCCGGCAGCCUCCCCUGGUGGCCCCGAGGGCAGAUUUGACUAUUUAUUUAUAAUGAUUUAAAAUCUCAUAGAAUCAUAGAAUAUCAGGGUUGGAAGGGACCUCAGGAGGUCAUCUAGUCCAACCCCCUGCUCAAACCAGGACCGAUCCCCAAUUAAAUCAUCCCAGCCAGGGCUUUGUCAAGCCUGACCUUAAAAACUUCAAAGGAAGGAGAUUCUACCACCUCCCUAAAUAACGCAUUCCAGUGUUUCACCACCCUCCUAGUGAAAAAGUUUUUCCUAAUAUCCAACCUAAAUCUCCCCCACUGCAACUCGAGACCAUUACUCCUUGUUCUGUCAUCAGCUACCACUGAGAACAGUCUAGAUCCAUCCUCUUUGGAACCCCCUUUCAGGUAGUUGAAAGCAGCUAUCAAAUCCCCCCUCAUUCUUCUCUUCUGUAGACUAAACAUCCCCAAUUCUUGCAGCCUCUCCUCAUAAGUCAUGUGUUCCAGUCCCCUAAUCAUUUUUGUUGCCCUCCGCUGGACUCUUCCAAUUUUUCCACCUCCUUCUUGUACUGUGGGGCCCAAAACUGGACACAGUACUCCAGAUGAGGCCUCACCAGUGUCGAAUAGAGGGGAACAAUCACGUCCCUCGAUCUGCUGGCAAUGCCCCUACUUAUACAUCCCAAAAUGCCACUGGCCUUCUUGGCAACAAGGGCACACUGUUGACUCAUAUCCAGCUUCUCGUCCACUGUAACCCCUAGGUCCUUUUCUGCAGAACUGCUGCCGAGCCAUUCGGUCCCUAGUCUGUAGCGGUGCAUGGGAUUCUUCCGUCCUAAGUGCAGGACUCUGCACUUGUCCUUGUUGAACGUCAUCAGAUUUCUUUUGGCCCAAUCCUCCAAUUUGUCUAGGGCCCUCUGUAUCCUAUCCCUACCCUCCAGCGCAUCUACCUCUCCUCCCAGUUUAGUGUCAUCUGCAAACUUGCUGAGGGUGCAGUCCACACCACCCUCCAGAUCAUUUAUGAAGAUAUUGAACAAAACCGGCCCCAGGACCGACCCUUGAGGCACUCCACUUGAUACCGGCUGCCAACUAGACAUGGAGCCGUUGAUCACUACCCGUUGAGCCCGACAAUCUAGCCAGCUUUCUAUCCACCUUAUAGUCCAUUCAUCCAGCCCAUACUUCUUUAACUUGCUGGCAAGAAUACUGUGGGAGACAGUGUCAAAAGCUUUGCUAAAGUCAAGGAACAACACGUCCACCACUUUCCCUUCAUCCACAGAGCCAGUUAUCUCAUCAUAGAAGGCAAUUAGAUUAGUCAGGCAUGACUUGCCCUUGCUGAAUCCAUGCUGACUGUUCCUGAUCACUUUCCUCUGCUCUAAGUGCUUCAGAAUUGAUUCCUUGAGGACCAUGAUUUUGAAGCCCAGCUCUUGAUUUCCAGGACCUGCCUCGUGGGUUUCAGAGGCAGAGGAUUGGCUGGGGUGGGUGGCAGGAACUCACAGGAUUUGGGGACAGUCAGGAAGUUAUUGCACAUAAUGUGCAGCUAUUGGUACUUAUUUAUUUCUGCUGGCAGACAGAGCGAUUUUCUUCAAAAGAAACAAGGCUUUCAAAAAUGUAUAUUUUUAAACUAAAUCUAUUGGGUAUUCUUUAAAAGAAACAAAGAGAAAUGUAUUUGUAACCUGCGACCUUAUUGACAUAAACUGUAACCGUAUAGAUCAUUGUUGCAACCACUGUUAUAUAUUUGCAGCCAAUAUUGUACAAAGGUUGUUGUGUGAGGUGUCUAUGAAGAGGUUACAGUUUGCUGGUUAUAAUUAUGCUAGCUGUAUGUGUGUGUCAUUUGGGUAGCUGAAGUUAUGAAUAUGGCUAUGUAUUUGUAUAUCAAUGUGUUUUGAUUCUAAGUAGCUUCAGUGAAGCAUUUGGUCAGCUUCUUGAGAAGGGACUAUUCUCAGUAAGUGCCCAAUCAAGAAACACUUAAUUGACAAUGGAUUUUGGGGGAUGCCAAUCCACAUCUGAGCUUUCUUGGGAAUGUUCAAACUAACAUGUAAACGAUGGUGUCGGCCUGCAAACCGAUUCAUGCAUGGACAUGUGACUUGCCCAUGUGACUCCAAGCUCCAUCUUGCUGCUGUAAUUUUCCACAGCCAAGAACAAAGAGGUGUCCUUCCACCUGGAAGAGACUAUAAAAGGCAGCUGCCUCAUCUCCAUUUUGUCUUCUGGAGGAACCUUGCUGCAAACUGAAGCUCUGAACAAAAGACUGAAUGACCCAUCCCAGCUGUGCUUGUUCUCCAGAGACUUGAUUUGAACCUGAAGUUUAUUCCAUCACUGCUACAAGCCUGAACCAAGAACUUUGCCAUGACUGUAUGUCAUUGAUUCCAUUUAACCAGUUUUAACUCUCAUCUAUAUUUCUUUCUUUUUAUGAAUAAACCUUUAGAUUUUAGAUUCUA